This is a messenger RNA of Pseudomyrmex gracilis, 597 nucleotides long. RefSeq names its product death-associated protein 1. Gene Ontology annotation, molecular function: death domain binding. Gene Ontology annotation, biological process: apoptotic signaling pathway; negative regulation of autophagy; cellular response to amino acid starvation. The record is from RefSeq and is a predicted model, not a curated record. The transcript has 3 exons. The coding region runs from base 157 to 468 and encodes 103 amino acids. Lineage: Eukaryota; Metazoa; Arthropoda; Insecta; Hymenoptera; Formicidae.
GGAUUUGAAAGAGUGAGAAAGAUAGGUAGAUAGAUGAGGAGAGAGAAAGAGAACAGUGCGCAUAUGUGUUGCAAUCGAGAGCGGCAGGCAGUAGCAUAUUGCGGCAAAAACUGUAAUUGAUUGUGGACGUUUUGAUCAACGCGACGAAACAACGAAAUGUCGAGCGGAAUGGACGAGUGCAAGCUGAAGGGUGGACAUCCUCCGGCAGUGAAGGCAGGAGGUAUGAGAAUAACGCAGCAUAAAACGCCAAAAGACGAGCGCGAGACCAAGUCUAGCAAGGACGUCGAAGAAAGUAAGCCGUCUAGCAGUCCGCCAAAGACGAUAAUGAUCAGCGGUGCUCCAGCCAAAGGAAACGCUGAUUUUCCACCGGAAGCUGUGCAACAUUUUCACGAGAAGCCCACACCGACGCACGACGCACGACCGGCCCAUUGUUCACGUCCUAUUGUUAUUCAGCAACCAAGGAAGUAAGCUGCAUAUCAUAGACCGAGCUGAUAGAUUUCAAUCCACAAAGUCAUCCGUUGAUAUUUUACAAGAAAGAAUAUAAUUAUAACUAUAUUGGGAAAUAGGUAUAUAUAUGUACAUAUAUACACAUACAUA